CCUAGAUACAGACCUAGCGUGUUGGUAUCUCAACUGACCGGUGGGCGUUGCCAAGACAUACCAUUCCCGCCUUCACGGUCUCCGAAUGUCGGGCAGGUCUAUUUCUCAAGCACGCCAUCGCAUUUGUACGCCAAAAGCACGCGAGACCCAUGAAUGGGAAUACUCCGUAAAGGUUUGACCCAAACGGUCGAGUCCGAUUAUGCAGGGUAUAAGGUGGGUUCGGUGCAGCCUCGGUAUUGUUGAGCCGCUCCCGUCUUGACUGUGAGGCUUGGUACAUAUCGGAGCCCUCACUAAUUGUAUUUCCAUCGCUGCGGAACUGACGACUUACAUCACCACCUAAACUUGUUAGUUCUGACUGUCAUCAUGGCUGGGGUGCCAGAGAUCAACGACCAUGCAAUUGGAACCACGGAAGUACGAGUACCACUCGCUCGUGAACCACCUACCGACAAACAACCAUUCACUGACAGACCGAUCAAAGUAAUCAUCGUUGGCGGUGGUAUCUCUGGAAUCUCUGCCGCGGUGCUUCUGCCCCGUAAAGUGAGAAACCUGUCUUAUACGCUGUAUGAUCGCAAUGACAGGGUUGGCGGCACCUGGGCUGAAAACACGUAUCCGGGUGUUCGAUGCGACGUGCCAUCCCAUGUCUAUCAAUUGACGUUUGAGCCGAACCCAAAUUGGAGCGAGUAUUACUCCAAAGGCAGCGAAAUCCAACAGUACUACGAUAAUGUCGUUGAAAAGUACGGUGCAAAGCCUCACAUCAAGCUUUCGCACGAAGUCCUCUCCGCAAGGUGGCUUUCUGAUGAGUUUCAAUGGGAGCUCCAAGUCAAGGACCUCUCGACCAACACUGUUUUCAUAGACAGGGCGGACGCAUUGAUUGCAGCACCUGGACGGGUGAAUCAGGCAAAAUAUCCUGAUAUUCCUGGUCUUGACAAGUUUAAAGGAGACAUUGUUCACACUUCGAAAUGGGACCAUUCCAUUCAACUCGAGAACAAGCGUGUCGCGGUCAUUGGGAAUGGCGCCUCUGGUCAACAGAUUCUUCCAACCAUACUCCCCCAAGUGGCGCAUAUCGACCACUAUGUUCGCGGCAAAACCUAUGUCAGCCCAACCUUCCGUCAAGGACUGUUGCAGGCUUCUGUGGACAUCCCCGGUGGACAUAUCUACUCCGCAGACGAAAUCCGCGAAUUCAAUGAGAAUCCUGCCGCCCUACUCUCCUAUCGAAAGAACCUCGACAAAUUGCAUUAUGGCGCCGUCAAUAACCGCUUUGCUGAGCUAGGCAGUGAAGACAAUUUCAAACUGAGAGAAAGUUUGUUGAAAACCAUGCUUGAGCGCCUGAACGGUGAUACAGAGUGGCUUGCUCGUCUGACUCCAGAUUAUGGUCCUGGUUGCAAGAGAUUAACCCCUGCACCCGGGUAUCUUGAAGCCAUCAUCGGCCCAAAGGUUGAGUUCGUGGACAUUCCUAUUGUUCAAGCCACGGCCACGGGACUGGUGACGGCAGAUGGAACGGCCAGAGAUGUCGAUGUGAUUAUCUUGGCAACUGGGUUCAGAGAUGGCUUCUAUCCUCGUUUCCCUACCAUCAUCAAGAACGGCGACGAUUUGUCCCAAGUCUGGCAGCCUGGUCAGAAAAUCGGAUUUCCGGAAAAUUACCUCGGAAUCGCGGCGCCACAUGCCCCAAAUUAUUUCUUCGUUCUCCAAGCGCAGGGAAACGCCUUUGGUGGGUCGGUUCCGUAUCAGACGGAAAUCUCGGCAACUUACAUCGCUCGACUUCUCCGAAAACUGCAAAGGGAUGGAUAUCGCGCCUUAUAUCCGACAGAAGCUGCAACACGGGACUUUACUGUCGUCGUUGACAAGUACUUUGAAAAGUCUGUAGUCAACGACAAAUGCAGAUCGUACUUCAAACUUGAAGACAAGCCAGGCAAAUCGAAGAACGUCAUAGGAUAUCCUGGUACAACUCGGCAACGGGUCGAAAUACUUGCGGAACCACGAUGGGAAGACUUCAUCUUCGAAGGCGAUGAUGGGACUGUGAUCUCGGCAGAAGUCGGCAGUCCGUCCACCGAGGGAUCUGGUCCAUCGCCAAAUCGCUUUACCCGGAUAUGGGGACGUGGUCGGUCUGUCCUCGAUGAUGAAAACAACUUGGACGCGGUCACCUAUCACUUGGCAGAGAUUGGAAAAGUCAACUUGAGGACCCUACACGAGGAUCCAUGGCAAGCCACCGAAACUGAUCCAUUGUCUCGGCUCUGAAGAAGAAACUAUAAGCAUUAGUCGGGUAGAAAACUGUGAUUUGAAUGAUGAUAGGUCUGUACCAUGUCGUUGGUUCGCCU
Messenger RNA from Exophiala mesophila, 2315 nucleotides. RefSeq lists its product as uncharacterized. The coding region runs from base 364 to 2235 and encodes 623 amino acids. The transcript has a single exon. Lineage: Eukaryota; Fungi; Ascomycota; Eurotiomycetes; Chaetothyriales; Herpotrichiellaceae. The record is from RefSeq and is a predicted model, not a curated record.